UUAAAAGCGGAUAAUACUGUAAAACAAUAUGCAAAUGAGAACAGAGAGCUCACACAAAAAUUGCGGUUCAUGGGUCUCCCCAAACGCGUGCUUUGGUUUAAAAUGCGCUAAAUUUCAAUUAUAAGUGCGUACCGCACAUAGGCGCUGUUUCAUGUAUUUGCCGGGUUUUUUUUGUUCCCCUGUUCCAACGUCGGCAGCUCAGCCGAGUUCGUAGCUGGGAGCCGGAGAUCGGGUCUGGGUUGGUGCAGCGCGGCUCGGCCACUGGGGGGGUUUGGAAGCCGCGGGCGAGCGUUAUUUGCGCUGAUGCGGGGCGUGUUGCGCACGUACGCUGAGGAGGAGGCGGAGGAGGAGGAGGAGAGGACGGACAAGUGCUUCUCUUUCAUUGUGCUGCCGGCUACGGGCCAUGUAAACAUGGAGCCUUAAGUAUGGUAGCAAGGGGGAAAGAGAGAGAGAGAAAUGUAGAAUUAGUGAGAAUAAAAGGUGAGCGAUUAAAAAUAUAAAGGGAGCGGCGAUGAUUUAUGUAAUCUUGUUGUCUGCACUGGCCGGGGCUCUGUGUGUUGUGGUGCUGCAGAUUUUAUUGCUGUACCGGAACAAACCCGAGGCUGUACCUCGGCAUGUGCAGUACGUCAAACCCGUGGUCGAGCCCUCACUCAAGGACUAUUUCAGCGGCAACAAGGAGCCACCGGCUUCCCCAGACUCGACCUACUCUGCGCCCGGGACCGGCGGCGUGGGCAGCGGCAGCAGCAGCCACAACAAGCCCGAGAGUUGCCACUUUCUCAACGCCAUCUUUCUGUUUCUCUUUCGGGAGCUCCGCGACACCCCGAUUGUCCGGCACUGGCUGACUAAGAAGAUCAAAGUGGAGUUCGAGGAACUGCUGCAGACCAAGACGGCGGGUCGGCUGCUGGAAGGGCUGAGCCUGCGCGACAUCUCGCUGGGCAACGCGCUGCCGGUGCUGCGCAGCGCUCGGCUGCUGCAGCCGGCCGGCGGCCAGGACGACGAGGCCGGCGGCGGCGUGCCCGACGAGCUCAACUUCGAGGUGGAGCUCGAGUACAACGGGGGCUUCCACCUCGCCAUCGACGUGGACCUGGUCUUCGGCAAGUCGGCCUACCUCUUCGUCAAGAUGAGGAGGGUGGUGGGCCGGCUGAGGCUGCAGUUCACCCGGCGCCCCUUCACCCACUGGUCCUUCGCCUUCAUAGACGACCCUUUCAUCGAUUUCGAAGUGAAGUCGCAGUUCGAGGGCCGGCCCAUGCCACAGCUCACGUCUAUCAUCGUCAACCAGCUCAAGAGAGUCAUCAAGAGGAAACACACCUUGCCCAACUACAAGAUCAGGUACAAACCAUUCUUUCCAUACCAAGUCCUUCCAACCAUAGGGGAUGCAGUGAAUUGUGACCUGUACCUACAACAGUCGAACAUCACUGAGGGGCGCCUAAAAGUCACUGUGGUAGAAUGUAGCAGGUUAUUUAUCCUGGGAUUGUACGACCGAACAGAGUACAUUCACUGUACUCUGGAGCUGAGCACUGAUGUGUGGAAAGAGAAGACCAGAAGCUCCAUCAAAACGGUUGAGCUAAUUAAGGGAAAUUCGCAAAGCGUAGGACUGACUUUCCGCCAGAUCCAGGGCAAUGAUGGGGAUGCGGUGCAUGUUACUGUGGAAACUGUGACCCCAAACUCACCCGCUGCAACUGCUGACCUCCAAAAGGGAGAUCGACUCAUUGCAAUCGGAGGAACCAAGGUGACAUCGUCUGUACACGUUUUGAAGCUCAUCAAGCAAGCUGGUGACAAGGUAUUGGUGUAUUACGAGAGACCUGUAGGUGGACAUCAGAAUCAACAAUGUGGCUCCCUCCAGGAGAACUAUGGCCAGCUUGAAGACACUAGCUUUGGUCCACAGUAUGGUCAACAGGCAUUUGAUGAUGAUGUUAUUUUAGACAAUGUCGAUGGUAAAGACUUGGAUGCUGAAUUUGAAGAAUUAGUAUGUCCUGAAAUCAAACCGCCGCCCACAAUCAUAAAGGAGGACUUUGCACCAACUAAUCAAAGUCCAAAGCGUUCAGUGGCUACACUUGCUACCAAGCCACUAGGAACUAUAUCACCCAUUCUGAAUCGCAAAUUAAAUUUGGGCAAUUACCAGAUUCCCCUGAAAUCACAGCAAAAAGAUGCAGUUAGGUUUGCCCAGCCAAAGUGUUUAGACAUCCCUGAUGGAGCACAGCAGCCAAGUAAGACACCAGUAGGAUCCACAUAUAAACCUCCGGUGCCCCCAAGGCCACAGAUAAAGCUAAUUUCAGCUCCUUCUGAAGCUCAGAGCCUGCCUGAAUCUGGAGACAUAGCUACCGAAAAACCUGACAAAUCAAUGGCAUCCACCAAUAGUGCAGACAAAAGUGUAGAAAAAAGUGUAGGCAAAAAUCUAGAUCAGAUGGAUGAUGCAUCUCUGACCAAGUCAACAGCUAGUAAACAAGAUUCCAAGGAGAAAUUCCCAGAAGCUACCUGUAGCAUACGUGAUGGAGCAGAAGGCAACCAAAUCUGGGAGUCAUCAGAAAUACUGUACCGCAGGAGAUCUGGGAAGUGGAACAAGGCAACGUGCGUGUUUGACGUUGAAGGACGCCACAGAUACAUCAAUGUCGCAGUGUGGUGCAAAGAACCUUUUAAAGCAGGUGAACUUAUUUGUUUAGGUCAUGCAAGCAUUAAACUAGAAGAGAUAGCCAUGGAAUGUCUUUGUACUGCAUCAAUGGAGUUUCAGGCAACCUUCAGGCUCAAUGCCCCUGAACCAAAAGCUGUCGUCAGUAGGACUGCAUUACGAAAUCUAAGCACUCAUAAGGGAUUCAAUGAGAAACUAUGCUACGGUGACAUUACACUAAAUUUUACCUAUCUAAAAGAGGGUGAGACAGAAAGCUCUAGUGUUCAAAUAGAAAAGGAAAAGGAAGAUAACUCACAGGAGGAAAUUCCUGUUGCCAUUAAGGAGGAAACUAAUCAAUUGUGUAUGGACAAUAAGCACAAUUUCCAAGAUACCCAGUUUCAGAAUCCAACCUGGUGUGAUUACUGUAAAAAGAAAGUCUGGACCAAAGCUGCUUCUCAGUGCAUGAAAUGUGCUUAUGUAUGCCAUAAAAAGUGUCAGGAUAAAUGUCUGGCAGAAGCACUUUUUCCUAUUACUACAGAAAGGAGAGUUGAUUUGGAAGCAAAGUCGUCCUUCAACAGGUCCACUGGGUUAACACGGCACAUCAUUAAUACCAGUUCACGCUUGCUGAACCUGAGGCCAGGACCAAGAGCUCGUCUGGCGGAUCCUGGAGUUGAUUUGGUGGAACCGUCACCCAAGCAGACUCCAAACACGUCAGACAAUGAAAGCAGUGAUACCGAGACAUACAGUGCCAGUAGUCCUUCCAAACGGAUAGCUUCUUCCACAGGUGGCAAGUUAUCAGUGAAGAAGGAUGGAGGUCUCGACGACAGCGUAUUAAUUGCAGUAAAGGAGAUUGGCCGAGACCUGUAUCGAGGAUUACCAGCCGAUGAACGAUUUCAAAAAUUGUACUUGAUGUCAGAAAAGCUGCAGAAUGAAAUAGAACUGGAACUGGAACAGAAUUAUGCUCUGCAAAAAGAAGAGAAAGACUGCACAGAUCCUAAAAAGAAAUAUCAUCUGUCUGCUGCCAUGUCAAAGUCAAUUGAACGACUACAAGCCCUUACGCUGCUCACAAUCCACUACAAGGCAGGAAUUGAUGAUUUAGAAUUUAGCGACUUUGCACCUUCUUCUGAACAGCCGGCAAAGAAGGUCACAAAGCUUACAGAUGACAUCUUAUCCCUAACAGCAGACGAAAUUGACAUUGGCAGUCAGACAGAUGUGCAACCACUUACUGAAGAAUCAAAUGAGCAAACUAUUGAUGAAACUGAAUCGAUUUCAUGACUUUAAUCAUUUUCCUCAUAAUUGUAGUAAAACAAAUUUACUAUUUUGUUGACUUAUUUUUGCUUCUGUGCUAUAAUGCAAUCGUUAUUCUGUCUUGUGAAUUUGACUUUAAUGUGAUUAUGGUGUCAAUAAACAACAGCCAGAUCAGUUUAGGAUUUUCCCUACCCACUGAAGUUCUUUUUUUCAUACUUAAGUAAAUCAUUGGUGUCAUGAUACGUGGCUGAGUCCACAGUAUACUGGGGAGGUGGAUGCAAAGUCUCUUUUGGGACCAGGUUUCAGAAUUAGAAUCAUGUCAAAACCUCUAAUCCUUUUAUGUUCUUCUCUGUUCGUUACAUAGAUGUUUCUUUGCCAAAUGUGUGUCGAUAUAGCAAACUGUGUGGUGAGCUUUUGUAUUUAUUGAAAGUAAAGCUGGGUUUAUGUUUUAUUUCCUUCUGAAUAUUUGUAAUUUAAAAGAUGAUUACUCUGGACCUCUGAAAUGCUUGUGCAAAGAGUGCAAAAAAUGCACUGACAUCCUCAUCUUUAAUGAAACUGUAUUGUAUAUUACCAUGACAUGGCUAUUUAAUUAAUAUUUAUGUACGUGUUACAUAGUGAAGCAUCUGGCUUGUUUUCUCUGCAGAACAGUGGGAGGUUUAAAUUUUGAUAGAAUGUGACAUAAUUCAACUUACCAAGUAGGAACAUUUACUUAAGUACAGUAAUUGAAAGCUGUUGGUGAAAGCUGAGAAAAUAAUGCUAGUUGAUUUGAGAGAUUUUCAAUUUGAUUUUGUUUGAUAAGCAGACCUUGGUGCUCCUCAGUAAACCCCUGCCCCUCCCCAACUCCCAUCUCAUUCACCCUGCUCCUACCCCAUUCCAACCACCACCUCGGUAGAAUGGAGAGUUGGGUGUCUAGAACUUUAACACUGCCCCCAAUAAAUAUAAUACUGCAAAAUUGUUGGGGUUUUUUGUAACCUUAUUUAAUUGCACGUAACUUUUAUAAAUUUGACCAGAAAGCCCUGUAUCUACAAUUCUGAAGCACUGCACUCGGCUAAAGAUACUCAUUCAUGUUCAGCUUAGCUGGCUGUCAAAUUAUUUUCCGAUUCUGGGCAAAAGACAUUUGUUCUGGCUGGCCCACUAGUACCAUGGGCCUUCACAGGGUAGGGCCUUGCCUCCAAGGAAUCCUCCAGGUGGUUUCUGGAAUUGAGAGGAUUGUCUAUUUUAGAGAAGUCUGGAAUAAGCCUCUGUUGACUUCAAAUUCUGGAUCAAUGACGUACUGUGGAAAUGGAUUUCCCUUUAUCUCCAGCAUGGCUCUUUUGACGUUAGUCCUAAAUCUGUGUUCUUUCAUUACCCACCCACCAGUACAAACAGUUUAUCCCUCUUCAUCCAAUCACCCUUUGUCCCUCUCUCUGCUGUGUGAAGAACAGCCUCAUCCUCUCUAGCCUCAUCCCAGGUGCUAUUCGUAGUGUAGGUGGGUGACAAAAUGGGAUCAAUAGAGUUAAUGAGCACACAAGAGAGAAUACAUUUCAAGACUAUGGGGAAAUGAGGAGAGAGGGAAUAGGACUAAUGAGAUUGCACUGCUGGGAGAUGGCAUGGACCAGACAGGCUGAAUGGCCUCCUCCAGAGUAAGAAUAAAAAAAGAUGCCAGGGAAAAGAGUACUUUUCGUUAAGAGGACAAGAUUCUGUAGUGAAAAAUAAAAUAAAGCCUUCCUUUCUGUACCAAUAAUGUGCAUCAAUCCCAAUCUCAGAAGAGUAACUAUACUAGUCUGGCAUUUUUCCACAGCUUUCGGUGGCCUUCGGAAAGAAUUGACAAAUUAGACUCAGUCUUGUGAAUUAGCUUGAAACCUCCCCAGAUUUAUUUCAUGCCAUCUGGAAAAAGCCAUCAUUCCUAUCAGUCUGACCUGGAUUUGAACCUAGAUACUUCGUUGAAAAGCAAAUGCAUUGCACCUGCAGUAUCACUCCCAUUGGAAAGGUAGUGACAUUUGGACAGAUUUAUUGACUGCUGCACAAAUGCGAGCCUUCUGAAAUAUUUUCACUCAUCGUUCUAAGACGAUGAUGAUUUCGUAACUGUGAACUUUGACUAGGAAAAUUCUUUUGUAGGACUAAUCUUUCAUUUAAAUUAUUUUGAUAACAAGGUCACAUAAUUAGGAGAAAACAUAUUUGUUCAAAGAAGGCCAAUUUUUAGUAGAUAGAUGCACUUUCAACAAGAAAUCUUGAAAAAAGACAUUGGUGGCUCAUUUGGUAGCACUCUGAGCCUGAGGUUAUGUUUCAAGUUCCAAAGACUUGAGCACACAACCUCUGCUGAAACAUUAGCAUAGUAUUUAGUAGUGCUCCACUAUUGGAGGUGUCAUCUUUCAAUUAAGCCUGUAAACCUAGGGCACAUCUACCCAGAUGGUAAUGGAAUAUCCCAUACAUAACUUCAUGUAUUAUCUCCAGUGUUCUUUCUUGUAUUUAUCCCCCAAUCAACACUUUUACAUAAAAAAUGAUUAAUGGGUCUCUGUCACAUUGCUGUUUGUAAGUUUCAUGUGUGCUGGCACUAUUUUUAUAUUGCAACUGCAAUUUCAAAUGUUUUUCAUUGCAUGUAAAGCUCUUGGGAAAGUGACAUGGAAGUUGUUAUAUGAAUGCAAGCUUUGUUCUAAAUAUAAAGGACCUCACAAAUAGCAAAGUACUGAUAAUUUUCAGUUAUGACUCAUAAUUUGCUCUGGUUGGCUGUCACAUGCAAAGAGAAACGUACCUGAUUUUCCUUGAAUAUUCAUUCACAUACAUCAGCAU
Messenger RNA from Pristis pectinata (smalltooth sawfish), 6622 nucleotides. It is a transcript of the gene pdzd8, whose product is annotated as PDZ domain containing 8. Gene Ontology annotation, biological process: mitochondrial calcium ion homeostasis. Bases 512 to 3880 code for a protein of 1122 amino acids. The transcript has 5 exons. Gene Ontology annotation, molecular function: lipid binding; protein binding. The record is from RefSeq and is a predicted model, not a curated record. NCBI's taxonomy places the organism in Eukaryota, Metazoa, Chordata, Chondrichthyes, Rhinopristiformes, Pristidae. Gene Ontology annotation, cellular component: mitochondria-associated endoplasmic reticulum membrane contact site.